Molecule: messenger RNA, 1649 nt
Organism: Fimicolochytrium jonesii
Lineage: Eukaryota; Fungi; Chytridiomycota; Chytridiomycetes; Spizellomycetales; Powellomycetaceae
Exons: 1
Coding region: 201-1340 (379 amino acids)
Source: RefSeq, a predicted model, not a curated record
UGUUCUAGUCCUUGUCUCUUGUUUCGCCAAUACAAUCUCUUGUCGCCCAUCGCUCUCGCCUUGUCUUCUCUACUUCGCUUCCGCCUCAGUCGUCGAGAUCAUAACACUUGCAGGGGAAGGAUUUCCGGGCAUUUGUGCAGAUUGGGUACCUGGUUUCAUACGGGCUGGUUUCGGCGGCGUGGUCUCGGGCAUGGCGGUACAUGGCUGCGUUAUCAGCCCUGUUGUAUACUCGAAUCGUCGACACGACAACGGAAGACUUUAUGGCGGAUGUCAACAGAUUGCUGAAUGCGGUGCUAUCUGCGGUCGUCGAGGGCGAUAUUCGCCUCCUAAACCACAACAAAUUUCACAUCAUCCUACAUAUUCUGGACUGCAUGCGGCGACUGGGACCACCUAUGCUUUAUGCAACAGAGAAAUUUGAGUCGUUCAAUGCUAUCAUGCGGAAUCAUUCUGUUCAUACAAAUCGCCAUGCGCCAUCCAAGGACAUAGCGGUGCGGUUUGCGCGGUACCAAACAAUGCGGCAUCUGGUGUCCGGCGGGUACUACUGGAGCGGCGCUAGUGAGGGUGACAGAGCUGAAGCAGAUGGCGCAAUGGGACAAGAAGGUGCUGUGGAACAAGGGGCCGACCAGCCUGGAGCGGACCAGCCUGGAGCGGACCAGCGUGGAGCCGAACGAGCCGGAGCCGAACGAGCUGCGGGACAGUGGGAACGGGCGGGAGAGGACUUGAUCGGUUUGCUUGAGUUGCCGCAAGUGAGAAAGCUGUAUGGAGUGCUAUCCGAGGAUCCGCCGCUUGCUCCCAAAAGGAAAAUCAAUCGGAAACCUAUCAAAUUUGAGGCAACGGUAGCCGGCGGUUCACACAACGAUAGGCAUCACUUGAAUGUAAAGCUCACGUUUUCGUGGCAAGCGCUCCAUGUUGACAAGCACCGGAAGCUAGUUGUAGGGGAAUUUGCGUUGUUAUUCGACAAAACCAUCGCAAGAGUUGAGGAGAUUUCGACUUUCCCAAAUGACAACGAAUCUAUCCUGAUAGGUGUCAGCCUCUUUGAUGUGCUGGAUGCAACAUGGCAGGGAUGCCCAGUGAUCGCCGCACCUGCUGAUGCCCGGAGACGACUAGUUAGUGUUUCAGAUAUCGAAGGGCCGGUGAAUACACAACAUCACUGCAGUUUUCUGGGGUGCGAAAUCGCUAAAAGCAAGGAGCCCACCAGACAGGAGCGCGUGAGUGUGGUCAAGCUCAAAGAGAAGAUCAUUCAUAUACCGACGGAACUAUUGUCAACACUUGCGUAUUCAGCACCCCAUGGGUUCGCAAAUUAUUCCCAGUGCAGAUCGACGAUGGUGACGACAACUUGACGGAAAGCAUUCGGAAAUCGGUCAAUACCUAUGAGCUAGCAGUUCUUUUGGGACAAGAGGGUACUACAACUCAUGGUACUACAUCUGAUGCCGAUUCUGAUCAACCGUCAUCGAUACCGUCGGACGGGGAAUCGUCGGCAUUGGAGUCAGAUGGGGCCGAGUCAAUUGCCGAGUCCACCAUCAGCCAGGAAACAGAAUUCGCAAUCCCAGCACCCAUGCCCCGUGGCCGUAGGAAAGCGGCGGGGAAAGCGGCGGGGAAAGCAGAGGGGAAAGCAGAGGGGAAAGCGGCGGGGAAAGCAGAGGGGAAAG